AGUGCACUCUCGGUGCUGUUUAUUCCUGCUAUCUGACAUGUGCUAGCGUGCACAGUUAGGUGCUGGCAGUGUUUCAGUCAGACAUGGACCCAGGGUGCUGCCGCACUGACACACACACACAAGACAAAGCUGCUGCAGUCUGGACCUGUCGGAAAACACAAUGAAGUAAUUGUUCUGACAAAUAUGUUUUAUUAGUGAAGAGGGCAGCAACUGUGUCUUAAGGGUUUAACCCGUUUAUAUACUUUACUGUGCCUUCCUGUAUUCAGAUACCAUCAGCAGUCUGCUCGCUAAUUGGACGAGAGACCAACAAAGCAUGCUAGGUGCCUCUCCAUGUCUCUGGGCUCGGACUCUGUCAGUGCCCCCGGAUGGUUCAGGGGACACUGUGCUGCUAGAAAAGGACUGAAUGAGUCCUGUCUACAGUGCUGUGUGGACACUAAGGCACGAUUCCGGAAAGAAAAAAUCGAAAUUCCAGACGUUCAAGAACUUUUUUGUCAAGAAGAAGAGAAAAGAGCCGCCCGCGCCCGACGGGGAGAGUGUUUUAAAGCAGAGCCGGUCCAGCGACAACGUCAGCAGCCCAGACCAGGCGGAGGUCUUGUCAGACUCUGAGGAGUAUGAGACAGGGUCCAAGGGCAGUAUGGGAAACAAGGCCCUUUCGCAUGACAGCGUGUUCGUUUCUGAUAAGCCCUCGUCAGAAGCCAAUGAUGGCGUGGUGUCUUCACAAGAAAACAUCCCGGGGAAAGUGAAGUCUUUGCAGUUUCAGCUGCAGCAGGCUAUCAGAAUGGACUCCCCUCUUGCUGUUACCCCAGGAAAGAAGUGUGAUGAUGGGGGGGCUCUGUCGGAGGACGACGGUCUUCCCAAGAGUCCCCCGGAGAUCUCUACUCUUCACACAGUGCUGACUGGCUCCACGCACAGGUCCUCCAACCCCGUCCAAAGACACAGUUCAUUGAGUUUAGAGGGGACAGACAGUGAAGAUGAUGAACAGGCGGGCACUGAUGCCUCCUCCAGCCUGGCAAGCCCCCUGGUGUCGCCCGACAGGGCCCCCCUUCCUGCUGAUUUCAGUAGCCCUGCGACCCCCCUGGCCUGCCUGGACAACUCUGUGGCAAAGCACCGGAUCGCUGUCAAGCACAAGGCCUGUGCCAGGAGGAGGCCUGCCAGAAGAGGGGUUUUAGGAUGCCUGAAGCCCAAGAGUUAUACUGGAAAGGUGCUGAAGAAAGAAGAUAAACAAAGAUACAACACAAGAAUAGCAGAAGAAUCUACAGAUCAGAACAAAGAAGAGGCAGGUUUGGUUACACAACGAGAGGACACUGAAGAGCAAAAGCUGAAAGAAACAACUUCAGUCCAGUCGCAGGCUGCUGCACAGUCCAGGACAUCCGAAGAGACAACAGCCAGUCCUAUAAGGCACAGCGAGCCUCCAAGCACACUGGGAAGCUCCGAGCAGCAGCAACACCAUCCUUCAAACCCGGCUCCUGAGUGGAAAGAUGUUUCGGAGUCCUGUAUCCCGCCCCCACUGGAGAGUGGGCCUGAAGUCCAGGAAGGUUCUCCUGCAGAACCGCGUGUUCCAGCAAAUCUCUGCAAAUCUUCAAUCCCCCAUGAUCUCUCGAGUACGUUGACAUGCACGCAGGAUAUCAGCUUUGGAGAUGGUGUUACAGAGGCAAAAUGCAAGCCUGCAGAGGAUGAAGAACCCAGAUCCUUUUCUGAAGAAGUACCAAAUUCCUAUGAAGGUCCUUUAUCAUCUGCAUGUGUGCUAGAACCUGAGGCUGCAACCUUAGAAACAGAUUCUAGCGUGGAGGGCACAAGCACUGGCGCUCUGGAGGAAUCGUCAGAAUCUGGUUCCAGCAACUGUGAGCCCAGUCUCUCCAAGCUCAUUGACACUGAAGCACAUCCUACACCUGAAGAACAAGCAGAGCAAAAAGAAGCGUUGAAAAAAGACCCAGAAACGAAGUUUGAUGACAACAAAGAUGUAGCUGGUGCAACUGAAGACUCAGCCAAAGCAGACAAUGAAGCACUGAGUGGACUUCAAAUAGAGGAAGACUUGAUGCUUAAAGAUGAUACCAAGACUGAAGCAGAACCAGAAACUGAAGACACGAGGAGAGCAAAACUAGCCUCAGGUGAGGAUGAUAUUCUAGUGACAGAAGAUUCUGAUUCUGUACAGCAUUCAUCAAUCCAGUCUUUGCAAGACAACAGUCCCCCGUCACAGCCAGCAAGCGAGAGCUUACCUCUUACUAACCCUAACCUACAUAAAGCCUUAGCAGCCAAUUCUGAUGAGCCCUUCAGUAAAGCUGACCAGCCUGCAGCAGACGCUUGUCUUAAGCAAGAUCUCAAAAGAGAACAACAGACUCAUUUCUCAGUGGGGCAGAAACAGAUUAGCAGUUCUGCAAGCAAAGCCCGGUUCACCAUCGCCCCAGCUUGGCAGAGGUCUCUGUCAGGGGGCUCACAGCAGAAGGACACUAAUUUCCUGUCACCGAUUGUGCCCGAGUCAUUUGAAGAAGUCAAGGACUCUAAUAAUAAAUGUACAGACAUAACAAUGGAAACAUCACCCGCAGAGAAGCCAGAAGUCCCAGCGGUACCUGACAGAGGCCAGGUGCCCUCCGCCCACCCCGUCCUGAAAGUGCACCCCAGCCGUGAAGCUCCCAGCAGCGACAAUCCUUUUGGCAUCAGGCUGAGAAGAACCUCGGCCUUGCUGAAAUACAGCUGUGAGAGCUCGGCAGAGCCUGUGGCGGCGGCACUGACAGCAGAGCCAGCUGUCUGUAGCAAUGAAGUGGUGAAGGCACCCCAGGUUGAUUCAACAGGCAGCAAGCCUGCCUUGCCUAAAAAGCCAGAAAUGUCAGAGGAGAAUGCAGUCCUGUGCAGUAAAACGUCAGAGAGAACUGGAGGAAGGUCAGCCUCCCCCACCUGGGUCACUGUGGCCAAACAGAAACAGAGGGUCCAUCAAGAGCACGCCAUUAGCAGGGAGCCGUCCCUGGAAGAGACAGCGGACAGGAACCCCAGUGCAGAGAAGGAUGAUUCGCUGAGACAAACCCCACUCCCUGUCUCGCUCAGUAGCGGGAAGAAUGAGUCAACCAAGCUCUCGUGUUCAACGGUAACAGCAGGGUCCUGCUCUUCGGAGAUGUCACAGCAUGCUACGCUGGAACAGGAAGAGAAGAGGCCAUCAGCGUCCAGCCCUGGAGCCCCUGCCAGCACAGCAGAGCCUCCCUGGCUAGCACUCGCCAAGAAGAAAGCCAAAGCAUGGAGCAACAUGCCUCAGAUCGUACAGUGAGGAGGAGGACUGCGUACAACAAUACCUGACAUUCCACAACCCAGUGGUCUUUAUAAAGAUCAGAAAUAUAUCUAAACUGAUUUGCACAUGUCGUUUGAGAUAUCUCUCUGUUCUGUUGAGUAACUUUGUUAACACAAUUAAACUCCUGUACAUGGCUCUGUUCAUUACCACAGUAUGUGUAAAAACAGUGUUGAGAGAAUUCACUAAUUCAUGCAUUCUUUAAUACCAAAUAUGUGGGCACGUGAAGUAUACUUUUCCUCAGCUUUGAAGAGUAGAAUUACGAUUUUCUUUUUGGGUUUUUUUUUUUUUGUCAAUUAAAAUAAAUACUUUUUUUUGUAUAUACUAAUGGCCUUGGAAUAAAAAAUGAUGCUGGAUGAAAUGCUAUGCUGAAAUAUCAUGAUGCUGGAUGAAAUGCUAUGCUGAAAGAUCUUGUUUUGUGUCAAAAAGGAGGGAGAAAGCAAGGAGAAAUGUCCCAUUUUUUAUUUAUUUUUUCUGCUUUGUAUUUGAAAUUUUAGAUGUGAAACGUAUGAGUUAUAUUUUGUGAAAUCCCUGGAUGAAUGUCACAGCUAGUUCAACAGUGUACAGAAAUUGCAAUGACUGUCGGUGGCUUUUUCACAUGAGAAUACUUUAUAAUGAAGGAUACAGUAAAACAUGGGACACUUUCAAUGUGUUAUAAAUCUGUUAAUUUACCUUUUUUUUUAAAUGUGGGGGGGAAAACAUGAUCACUGUAAACAUAACUGUAUAGUCAAAUACAUGAAUUUUGUUUUCUUUGCAUUUGCUUCUUUGUACAUUUAAAUGCGUAUUUUAAUAAAUAUAAAAGGCAGGGUGAUGCAAACACAUGUUACACAGCAUUCUUGAUUUACAGCAACAUGAUCUGCAGCUUUGCAGAUGGCACUCGUUUUUGGCACUGCACACUACAGAGAGCUCACUGUACACUGCCCCACUAUGCAGCAUUUUGUCACAGUUUUUGAUUGUCUGCAGUGUAUAUUUUCAAUUUAAUUAAAUUUCUGUUUUAGACUCAAUUCUAUUUUUACAAAGUGUCUUUUUAUCUUAGUUUUUCUAACUUUACAAUUCAGCACAUUUUUGUCUCUAAAUUGCUGUUUCAUUAAACAGUUUUUUCAUUUAA
Molecule: messenger RNA, 4382 nt
Organism: Acipenser ruthenus (sterlet)
Lineage: Eukaryota; Metazoa; Chordata; Actinopteri; Acipenseriformes; Acipenseridae
Product: capping protein-inhibiting regulator of actin dynamics-like
Exons: 11
Coding region: 404-3256 (950 amino acids)
Source: RefSeq, a predicted model, not a curated record